This is a messenger RNA of Clunio marinus, 459 nucleotides long. NCBI's taxonomy places the organism in Eukaryota, Metazoa, Arthropoda, Insecta, Diptera, Chironomidae. The record is from the annotation of a GenBank genome assembly.
AUGAAAAGUUUAAUAAUUUUGUUGUUCGCAACUGUCAUUGCUUCUGGUGAUGCUGCUCAGAAGUGUCAAGAAGUUACAGAUCCGUGCGCUUCUGUUAGGGCAGAUGCAGCUCCCAUUUACGAGAAUGCAAAUAAUGGUUUAAAAGACGCUGAAGAAAGAUGUGAAGCUCAAUUAGAAGCUGUAGAACCGAGACCGGCAUCGGAUGGAGCCCUCAAUGAAGAACUCCGCACAAUUUCUCAGCAAUGUCAGGCUGAUCUGUCGAAUUCCAUGCAAUAUGCCGCUACAAAUCUUGGAGGCCUCGUAGGAUUAGACCCUCCUGAAAGUUAUGUAGGUAUAUUUUUACAAACUGAAAGGGAAGGUAUGAGCGCUUGUCUUGUUGAAACUGAUAGUGCGUUACUCACAAGCUAUCAAAGCAUCUUCCUCAGUUUGGAGGCUAUUGCUGAAUCCAAAAGAUUGUAA